AUGCAAGCAAUCCCGUCCACUUACCACCAAUGCAUCAAGUUUCCCGGUACAGACGGCACAAAUAAAACGUUGCGAUUAGAUCAGAAGGCCGCUCGAGACCUAUUGAUUGCCACUGUUAAGCUCCAACAUUCUUCUCUACCUGUCAACUCUGUCUCUCCCCCGAUCUCCAAAGUUUGUCCCCAGAAAGACGAAGUUCUUGAGUUGCCCAUCGACGACACGGACCCGAACCGAACGGCACGAAUCGGUGCAUAUCUAUCUGAGGAUAUGCAGCGGUCGAUCCUCGACUUCCUCAAGGAGAAUGUAUCUACGUUCGCAUGGUCCAUGGCGGACAUGAAAGGAAUUGAUCCAGCGAUAACAACGCACGAGCUUAUUGUCGACCCAACCUUCAAGCCCAUUCGACAAAAGAGACGAAAGCUUGCAAACCCAGUGGUGGUCAAGAAGAAGAACGGGAAGUGGCGCAUCUGCGUCGACUUCACCAACCUAAAUAAAGCCUGCCCAAAGGACAGCUACCCUCUUCCCAAUAUUGACCGUCUAGUCGCAUCCACCGAUGGAAAUGAGAUGCUCACGUUCAGGGAUGCUUUCUCCGGAUACAAUCUGAUCAUGAUGCACCCUGAUGAUCGCGAGAAAACAGCCUUUAUCACAGAUAGGGGAACCUACUGCUAUAAGGUCAUGUCGUUCGGCUUAAAGAACGCAGGGGCAACUUACCAACGACUCGUGAACAGAAUGUUCGUAGAUAAGCUGGGCGACACCAUGGAAGUAUACAUUGAUGACAUGCUUGUUAAGUCACGCCGCCGAUCACCUCCGCCAUCUACGAGAUUGCUUCGAAACUCUCAACAAUUUAUCUGGGACGAGAAGUGCGAAGAAGCAUUUGCUCAACUCAAACAAUACCUGACUACACCGCCUGUACUCGUCAAGCCGGAUGUCGGGGACGUUCUAUCCCUCUACGUCGCGGUAUCCCCCGCAGCAGUCAGCAGUGUUCUAAUAAAGGAAGACCGCGGCGAGCAAAAACCAAUCUUCUACACAAGCAGGCGUAUGACAGGCUUAGAAACGCGAUACCCAACUCUGAAGAAGAUGGCGCUGGCCGUCGUCGAAGCGGCAAGAAAGCUCUGCCUGUUUUUUCAGUCACAUUCGGUGGAGGUACUGACCGAUCAGCCCCUCCGAACAAUACUCCAGAACACCAACAUGCAAGGAAGACUAACGAAGUGGGCUAUCGAACUCGGUGAGCUUGAUAUCACUUACAAGAACCGAACGGCAGCAAAGUCCCAGGUCCUUACGAAUUUCUUAGUUGAGCUGGCUCCGGAACUGGAGCAAGUCCUCACACUCCUGAACCCAAACUGGACCCUUCAUGUUAACGGAUCUUCAACCAACAAGGGCGCAGGGGCCAGGGCAGAAUAUGAAUCAUUGAUCGCUGGACUCCGCUUAGCCAAAGCUGUCAAGGCCAAACGUCUAAGCGCCUACUGCGACUCACAGCUGGUCGCCAGUCAGUUCAGCGGCGACUACGACGCCAACAACGACCGAAUGGAUGCUUACCUCAAGAUAGUCCAAGGGUUAGCAGCAGAGUUAGAAUUCCUCAAACUCAUCAAAGUCCCCAGAGGAGAGAACGUCUGCGCCGACGCCCUGGCAGCCCUUGGCAGCAAGCUUCGAGAUCAGGUUAAACGAACCAUCCCAAUACACCGAAUUGAGAAGCCAAGUAUUGACACCUCAACCGACCAAACGGUCACCGUGGCCCCGAUCACCGACCGCGGGACUAGUCACCAGACCACCACGACAUACAUCAAAGGGUUCGACCCCGACUGGAGGACGGAGUUCAUCGACUAUCUUAGCAGGGGAGAGCUCCCAGCUGAGAAAUGGGCUGCACGCCGACUAAAAACAUGCAGUGUCCAUUACGUCGUCUUAGAUGAUGAACUCCAUCGAUGGACCGCGAGUAAAGUACUCCUCAAGUGCAUUCAUUGCGACGAAACUGUAAGAGUUAUGGCCGAAACACACGAGGGCGCCGGAGGCAACCAUUUAGGCGGACAAGCCUUGGCAAUCAAAGUGUGA
Brassica napus (rape) is the source of this 2040-nucleotide messenger RNA. RefSeq lists its product as uncharacterized. The record is from RefSeq and is a predicted model, not a curated record. The transcript is spliced from 4 exons. Bases 1 to 2040 code for a protein of 679 amino acids. Gene Ontology annotation, molecular function: RNA-DNA hybrid ribonuclease activity; nucleic acid binding. Lineage: Eukaryota; Viridiplantae; Streptophyta; Magnoliopsida; Brassicales; Brassicaceae.